AUGGGCCCACCCCGGCCAUUCACCGUCACCAUCAUCGGCGGGGGCAUCGGCGGCCUGGUUCUGGCCGUCGGCCUCCUUCGACGUCACGUCCCCGUCCAGAUCUAUGAGGCUGCCGAGGCCUUGACGGAAAUCGGCCUGGGCUUGUCCAUCGGUCCGGCGGCUCACCGGGCCAUGCCCCUCAUUGAUCCUCAGAUUCGUGACAUUUAUGACUCGUUGGUCACCACGCAUGCGGUUAGUCCGGGCUAUGAGCAGUAUAAGCAGACUUGGUUUGAAAUUGUCUGGGCGGGUGGGGAUCAUGAGAGUGAAACAUUGAUGGACUUGAAGGCUCUGCCAUCCGGGAAGACGACGCUGCGUUGUGCAGAUUAUCUGGCGGCUUUGGUUGCCUUGAUUCCUCCGAAGAUUGUGCACUUUGGUAAACGGUUGCGCCGACUGAUGGAGACGUCAGACAAAGUUAGGCUAUGGUUCGAGGAUGGCACCACGGCCACGGCCGAUGUGGUGGAAUCCAUGCUGCCGGACGAAUCAAGAGUCAAACAGCCUCAGUACAGUGGCAUGUAUGGGUGCCGUGCCGUGUUCGACAUGGAGGAUAUGGUAGAGGCGGUUGGGGACCAGCACGCUAGAGUCUCCACCAUGUACAUUGGCAAGGGAGCCUAUGCCAUUUCGUAUCCUAUUAUGCGCGCAAAGAAGGUGAAAGUUGGGCUCUAUAUCCUGAGUGAGAGGUGGGAUUAUGAGGCUUGGGUGCGACCGGCAAAUGCUAGGGGAAUGGGUGGAUACGUCAACUCGCUUGUCGAGCGCAUGCCUGACCCUUCACAAUGGGCGAUAUUCGACCAUCCCCAUCUGUCCACGUACUUCAAGUCCCGAGUUGCCAUCAUGGGUGAUGCGGCUCAUGCCUCCACGUCUCAUCAGGGUGCGGGCGCUGGUCAAGCAAUUGAAGACGCCCAUGUUCUUGCAGAGCUUCUCAGUGACUCGCGAGUGACCAGCGUGGAUGAUGUCGUGGGAGCCCAGCAUGUUGUUACCACGAGCAAGGAGAAUGCCUAUCUGCUGUGCUUCUGUUUUGAGGGAACCUUUCAGCAACGGCUACGGUGGCUCUGGGACCUGGAUGUUCAAGAGCAGGUGGAGAAAGCCAGAAGAAGAUGAUUAGCUAUGCUAAGCUAUAGUGGGCUUUUAUUGAAUAAAGCAUUCGACUUGGUCCUGAUCUCUUUUGACCGACUAUUUAUCUGUUCAACAGUAUUAGCACUUCUCCAAAUACCACACGCUGACUAUGCUUAUAUCAAAAGACAUGACAGGGUAAAAGCAUGCCAGGACGGAAGACCAUUGUGGUGCUGGUUGACUGAAAUUUUCAAUACUUGUCUCCC
Aspergillus sclerotioniger CBS 115572 is the source of this 1352-nucleotide messenger RNA. Its product is annotated as putative salicylate hydroxylase. The record is from RefSeq and is a predicted model, not a curated record. Gene Ontology annotation, molecular function: FAD binding. Lineage: Eukaryota; Fungi; Ascomycota; Eurotiomycetes; Eurotiales; Aspergillaceae. The transcript is spliced from 6 exons. Bases 1 to 1134 code for a protein of 377 amino acids. Gene Ontology annotation, biological process: secondary metabolite biosynthetic process.